Messenger RNA from Triticum turgidum subsp. durum (durum wheat), 1935 nucleotides. The record is from the annotation of a GenBank genome assembly. Lineage: Eukaryota; Viridiplantae; Streptophyta; Magnoliopsida; Poales; Poaceae.
AUGACCCGGUACGUACAGCUGGUAUCUGCAUCUGCCAGGGGUCUGCUCUACACAGGGUUCUAUACGUUGUACUUUGACAGUGACAAUCAGCUAAAACUCAUCUAUGAUGGCCCCGAGAUUAGUAGCAUAUAUUGGCCCAACCCUGCCAACAAACUGUGGGUAAAUCAGAGGAGUGCUUACAACCGUAGCCGCUAUGCUGUUCUUCAACAGACAGGCCAGUUUUUCUCGAGUGACAACUCGACAUUUGAAGCUUCUGAUCUUGGUGAAAAGGUCAUGAGGAGGUUGACUCUGGAUUACGAUGGCAACCUUAGGCUGUAUAGCCUAAACGCAACAAGCGGCGAUUGGUCAGUCUCUUGGAUGGCACUCCACCGAGUCUGCGAUAUACAUGGACUCUGUGGCCAAAACAGUCUCUGCAAAUACAUACCAAAGCUCGAGUGCUCUUGCCUCGAAGGCUUCGAGGUGGUUGAUGCAAGCAACUGGAGCAAAGGGUGCAGGCGCAAGGCAAACAUAACAGCCAGCUGGGACGACCGGAGAAGACAUGAGGCAAACAACAUGGCCACUUUUUCGUUCAGUAAGCUCGCACAAACUGACUUUUACCAGCAUGACUUGGAGUACGCAGACUCGGUGCCAUUCUUGCAGUGCAAAGAGGCAUGCUCGGACAAUGUUGAUUGCCAAGCUUUUUCGUACCGACGAGGAGAAGGCAAAUGUUAUCCAAAGGUCUCUCUUCUGAAUGGCAAGAACUUCCCAGACCCUUACAAUGACAUUUAUCUGAAAGUUCCCAAGGGAGUGAUGUCUACGUCAGAAUUGGCUUCUACAGUAACCCACGAAUGCAAAAUUCAUGAAAAAGAAGCAGACACUUCAUCGCGGAUGUUCAAGGGUGCCAUUUCCAAGUUCAAGGUUGGCUACUUCCUUUCUUCAGCAUUAACGCUGCUUUGCAUCGAAGUAGCUUUAGUCAUCGCUGGUUGUUUGGUAGUUUACAAAUGGAAGAUAGGACCAGAGGUUACAGAUGAAGGUUACAUGAUAAUAUCCAGCCAGUUCCGAAUAUUUAGUCACAGUGAGUUACUGAAAGCAACCAAUUGCUUCCAGGAAGAGCUAGGAAGUGGUGGGUCAGGAGCAGUUUACAAAGGAGUCAUUGAUGAUGAAAGGACGGUUGCAGUGAAGAAGCUAAACGAUGUGAUCCAUGGAGAGCAGGAGUUCAGGUCUGAGCUAAGUGUCAUAGGCAGAAUUUAUCAUAUGAAUCUGGUCAGAAUGUGGGGGUUUUCUGUCGAGAAGACGUGCAAGCUCUUGGUUUCUGAGUUCAUCGAGAAUGGUUCUUUAGACAGAGCUCUAUUUGAUUACCAAAGAAUAAUCCCUGUGCUCCAAUGGAACCAAAGGUAUAAUAUUGCACUUGGGGUGGCAAAAGGACUGGCCUAUCUCCACCAUGAGUGCCUUGAAUGGAUAGUGCAUUGUGAUGUCAAACCAGAGAACAUAUUGUUAGAUAAAGACUUUGAGCCCAAGAUUGCAGAUUUUGGACUGGUUAAGCUACAAAAGCGAGGAUCAAGAGCACUGAUGUUGUCAAGGGUACUUGGGACCAGAGGAUAUAUUGCACCGGAAUGGGCUCUAAACCUUCCAAUCACUGGCAAGGCCGAUGUUUACAGCUAUGGAGUAGUUCUUCUUGAGUUAGUGAAGGGGGUUCGGGUUUCUAGUUGGAUGGUCGACGCUGAGGAGGAGGUGGAAAUGGCUGUUAGAUGCUCUACUGAAAUUCUUGAAGAGAAACUAGCAGGCGAAGACCAGUCAUGGCUUCUGGAGUUUGUCGACCACAGACUGGAUGGAGAAUUCAACCAUUCGGAAGCGAUAGUAAUGCUUAAGAUAGCAAUAUCAUGUGUGCAAGAGGAGAGGAGCAGAAGACCGAGCAUGAGCCAUGUGGUCGAAACUCUGCUUUCACUUGUGGAAUAA